GCCUGCUACUAGCAGUUGCGCAACUGAAGCCAAUAGGUUAACCGUUUCGUUAACUACCAAACCAACAUACACCCGAAAUAGUUCCAUACGUGGAAUGCGCUGAGGAAAUCAGGUGCCCUCCAUUCAUUAGCCCAGCAAAGUGAAGUGCCACAAAAUCGAUUAAAGCGUACAAGUUCUGCAUGGUUCGGCGCAGUCACAAUCCUAUCGUCGUUUGAACGCCGUCGUAAGCGCAGAGUGCUGAACGCCUUAACAGCCUUACGACUUUGUAAGUGCCAGUCAGCGGGUUUGUGAAGUGAGCUGAAGACGCCCAAUCAAUGGGGGAAAUCCCACCUAAGUGCCCGGAUCAAAACCACCUCGCCCGAAACGUCACGUUGUUUGCAUAAUUGUUGAGCCCGCCUCAAGGAAAGCACUCCGCUCAUUACCACCCAGCAACGGCCCAUUCUGGUAUUCGUGUGUCGUCUCGCGUCGGGAGUGCUACGAGUUUUGUGUCGACUAAAAACAGUAGGCUGGCUGGUUUGGGGCAAGUGGAAGGACUUCGGGUUAAUCGUGUAGACCGAGUGUUGCUAUAGAACGUCGCGGUUACGGUAACAGCACCAGCGCACAAACCUCUUUUUCGCACUAAUUAAAUAAUCGUGACCAUGAAAUAGUGGGGCGUCGUGGUGGAACACGGUGGCAUCACGUCACAAUCACGAACCUCGGUUUGCGCUGACGCGUCCUGGCUGGCCAGCAGUGGAAGGAUAAACCGCGCAAAGCGGACGCGGCCCCAACCGACGGAGCAGUAUUACACCAGCACGUUGUUCGACGCACAAGCACUGAGGAGGGAACAACGCCAAACAACGACGAGGAAACGAUUUGCGGAUUGCCUCACAAAACCGGGGUGCAGAGAAAAUGAAUAACAACGACCACAAGAGUGGUUCCCACCGGAAUUUACAAGGACAGACGGAGAUUUCCGAAGAAAAAGAACAGCUUCAUGCACGCGGAAACGACGAGGUGCCGUCGGAUGAACCCUUCGAUCUGGACGAACUGCUGCCGGUGAUCGGUGAGUUUGGGCGCUACCAGAAGUUACUGCUGUGGCUGAUCUGUUUGCCGGCCUGCAUACCGUGCGGGUUUUGUGCCUUCAACCAACUCUUCAUGACGGACACACCCGAACAGUACUGGUGCCGCGUGCCGGAGUUGGAAAACUUUACCACCGAGGAGCGGAAAAUGUACGCAAUUCCGAUCAUAGAGAGCGACGGGGUGGAAAGUUACAGCAAAUGUUCACGCUACGCAGUGGACUGGAAAGAGAUACUGAAUUACAGCGACACGGAUACGUUGGUGCCGAACGCUUCGUGGCCCACGGAACCCUGUCUCGAUGGCUGGGAGUACAACAAGACCGUCGUCCAGUCAUCGAUAGUGAUCGAUUUUAAUCUGGUCUGCGACUAUGACAUCUAUCCGACGCUUGGUCUGGUCGCCCUGAACACGGGUGGCCCGGUCGGAGUGUACCUGUUCGGGUUGCUGAACGAUCGGACCGGACGCCGGAUAUCGUACUUCUCCUGCCUGGCCACGCUGCUCGCCGGUAGCUUCAUCACGGCGGCCAGCACCAACUUCUGGAUGUGGGCCUUCAGCCGCGUCAUUGUCGGGUUGACGAUCCCCGCCGUCUACCAGAUCCCGUUCAUCAUCGCGCUCGAGUUGGUCGGGCCCAACUACCGCUCCUUCGUCACCGUGAUGACUUGUACGUUCUACACCUUCGGCAUCAUGAUGUUGGCCGGUGUUACUUAUCUGGAGCGGGACUGGGUUGGACUGACGCUCUACACGUCCGUGCCAUUUCUGGUGUACUUCCUGUACCUGCUGGUCAUGCCCGAGUCACCACGCUGGCUGCUGAUGAAGGGCAAACUGGAGCAAGCGUUGGCGAUCCUGGAGAAGAUGGCCCGCGUCAACGGGAAGCAGCUGCCCGAGAGUUUCCGGAAGCGGCUCCAGGAGCGCGUCCUGGCGGAGAAAAGUCGCACCACGAAGCGGGACGAACCGUCGAUCGGGGCGUUCGAUCUGUGCAAGACGCCCAACAUGAGACUGAAAACCAUUCUGAUCACCCUGAACUGGUUCGCCAACGAGACCGUCUACCUGGGGCUGAGCUACUACGGCCCGUCGCUCGGGGAGAACCAGUACCUGAGCUUCUUUCUUUCGUCGCUGGUGGAAAUUCCCAGCUACAUCAUCUGCUGGAUCAUAAUGGAUCGCUGGGGCCGCCGGUGGCCCAUGUGUUUGCUGAUGAUACUGAGUGGUAUAAGCUGUGUAGCUACGGUGGUCCUUUCGGAAGAUGCUGUAACGGAGACGCUCAUACUGUACCUGCUGUCGAAGUCGAUGAUUUCGGCCUCGUUUCUGAUCAUUUAUCCGUUCGCGGGUGAGCUGUACCCGACGCAGGUCCGAGGUGUCGGCAUCGGGACCUCCAGCUACAUCGGUGGCCUCGGACUAAUCGUGAUCCCGUUCAUCACCUAUCUGGGCAAAGAAAACCUUCGACUCCCGCUGGUGAUCAUGGGGUUUGUGUCGGUACUCGGAGGAUUCACGGGGUUGCGCCUACCGGAAACGCUCCACCACCGGCUUCCGCAGACACUCGAGGAAGGCGAGCUGUUCGGGAAGGACUGGACGUUCGACGAGUGCUUCCGCUGUAUACCGAGCAAAAAGUCACCGGCCGGGUCGUACGAAAACCUAUCGCAAGAACCCUCGGAUCCAAUGCUGGAGCUCAACACGGGCGUCCCGGUUGGUGCGGGCGUACCGGCUGCUGCCUGUGCUGGUUCCAGCACCGAAAGGACACCGCUCGAAGUGGCCCGCAUGCGACGGCAGUCGAUGAAGCGCCUGGUGCGCCAGGCAAGCACGAUGGACACGCAAAAGACUAAGGACGGUGCCAUGCAGCUCACGUACUGGUUCUAAGCCAGCAUCCCGCCCCCCAGACCCCAACGAGCUUCGGAACGAACGGACCAAUGAAAGCCGGCACA
This is a messenger RNA of Anopheles bellator, 2966 nucleotides long. Its product is annotated as carcinine transporter. The record is from RefSeq and is a predicted model, not a curated record. Gene Ontology annotation, molecular function: transmembrane transporter activity. The transcript has 6 exons. Gene Ontology annotation, biological process: transmembrane transport. The coding region runs from base 889 to 2901 and encodes 670 amino acids. NCBI's taxonomy places the organism in Eukaryota, Metazoa, Arthropoda, Insecta, Diptera, Culicidae. Gene Ontology annotation, cellular component: membrane.